AAACAGGAAAAUGAAGCCAAAAGAUGAUAAAAAAAAAAAAAAAAUUAACUUUCUCGUCACUGAAGAUACAUUUUCCCAUUUUUUUCACUUCCUCGUGUGCCUCCUACCAGGCCUGUGAGGAAUAAAAUUAAACUCAUACUGCACGAAUUGUGAGACAAACCAGGAUAAAAGUUCCCCCAAAAAAUGUUAAAUAAAUAGAGGAAAAGAGGAAGAGAAGAGAGGAGGGGAGGACAGAGAGAAAGAAAAGGGGGGUACACAAAAUCAGGAGAAAAAAAAAAAAGGAGGGAGGCAGUGAGUAAAGGAGGGAGCAAAUCCGAAGGGAGGAGUCAAGCGAGGGAAGGAGCAGCUGGAGUCCCACACUUCGCCCUCUCUCUCUUCUCCUCGAAAUAAGCGCACUAAAUGUAAUAACAACUCUCCAUGCGCUUCUCUGACGCUUCUGUCGGGCUUGGGUUUGUUUUUUUUUUAAAAACGCGCGUCUGCGGGUCGGCAGAUAUCACCGGGGCAGGCUGAUGGUGUUGGUCCGGCGGUGGUUGAACACAGCAAACUGUGAGAAGGAGGAGGAGGAGAAAGACAGGCGAGAGGAAAAACUCUGGCAGCGCCGUUUUGGAGUUGGAGUUGCAGCGUAAAAGAAAAAAAAAAAAAAAGAAAAAGUCCCAGGCAACUCCAGAGAGGCACAUCUGCAACUUAGCGAGGAGAAGAGGACGAAGAAAGAAGACGCAUCACUUCUUUUUUUUAUUAUUAUUUUUAUUUUUAAUCCUCUGUCAAGACUUUGAAAGAAGUGGAGGGGAAUCAACCCAGAAACAAUUCUCCCGUCUCCAUGAGGUGUUGAGGAAUGAGCGAUCGCCAUGGAAACCCAGUCCCAGGCCAGUUCAGCAGCUGAGAAGAAGAAGAGGGUGGAGACCAUCGUGGCUACCAAGGGCUCGUCAGCACGCAAUGACAUCAGCGAGAAGGCGGUGGCCUCCAGCACCACCUCAAACGAGGACGAGAGUUCCGGCACGCCUUACCACCGUGAGAGGCGUAAUGCCAUCAGCUCCCAGGCUCCGGUGCCCGGCGGCCCCGACAGGAACGUGAGCGAGGAGCCCUCCACCUCCACGGAAGAACGCCCCUCCCUGCUCAAGAAGGAGCUGCACAGUUCCCUGCCUCACCUGGCCGACCAUGCUCUGCCGUACCGGGGCACUCUGUUCGCCAUGGACCCCCGCAACGGCUACCUGGACUCCCACUACCCUGCACCACAGUUCUUCCCCACCUUCCAUCCUCCUGUGCCGAUCGACGACAGACAUACCCAGGGACGCUACAUCUACGAGCCUUCCCCUGUGCCGCCUCUUCACGUACCUCCUGGGCUAGCGGGCAGUCCAGCCUUCUCCGACAUCUCCCUCAUCCGGAUCUCGCCCCAGCGGAACCCCUCUGUGGGGGCGGAGUCGCCCUUUCACCCUCCGCACCCCUACAUCAACCCAUACAUGGACUACAUCCGCUCGCUCCACAGCAGCCCCUCCAUCUCGGUUCUGUCAGCCACCCGGGGCCUCAGCCCUGCAGAUGCCCCUCACACAGGUCUGACCACGGCUGAGUACUACCACCAGAUGGCUCUGCUGGCGGGCCACCGCAGCCCCUACGCGACCGACCUGCUCCCCUCUGUGGCCGCUACAGCCGGCGCCACCAGCGCCAGCGCCCUGCACAUGGAGUACCUGCAGGCGAUGGAGAGCUCUCGCUUCUCGAGCCCGAGGCUUCCAUCGCGGCCCAGCAGGAAGCGCCCGCUGCCCAUCUCGCCCCUCUCCGAGCACAGCUUCGACCUGCAGACGAUGAUCCGCAACUCGCCCAACUCCCUCGUCACCAUGCUCAACAACUCCCGCUCCAGCUCCUCCACCAGCGGCUCCUACGGUCACCUCUCUGCUGGCGCCAUCAGCCCAGCGUUAAGCUUCGCCUACCCUCCAACGCCGGUGGCCCUGCACGUGCACCAGCAGCUGAUCGGCCGCCAGCCGGGCAUCGUGGGCUCCGCCUUUGGCCACAGUCCGCCCCUCAUCCACCCAUCGCCAACCUUCGCCACCCAGAGGCCCGUACCUGGCAUCCCCCCCUCCGGGCUCAGCGCCAGCGAGCGCUCAGCCAUCUCCAACGACUCCUCACAGGCCAAGCCGACGAGUGAAUCUGCGGUGAGCAGCACAGGAGACCCGAUGCAUCACAAACGCUCCAAAAUGAAACCAGAGGAAGAGUUGCCGAGCCCGGGCGCAGUGAGCGUACAGGAUCACCCUGAUGGGAUGACCCUGGUGAAGGAGGAAGGGGACAAAGAUGAGAGCAAACAGGAACCGGAGGUGGUUUACGAGACAAACUGCCACUGGGAGAACUGCUGCCGCGAGUUUGACACACAGGAGCAGCUCGUACAACACAUCAAUAAUGACCACAUCCACGGGGAGAAGAAGGAGUUUGUGUGUCGAUGGGAGGAAUGCUCCCGAGAGCAGAAGCCAUUCAAGGCGCAAUACAUGCUGGUGGUCCACAUGCGGAGGCAUACUGGGGAAAAGCCCCACAAGUGCACAUUUGAGGGCUGUGCCAAGGCCUACUCUCGUCUGGAAAACCUUAAGACUCACUUACGAUCCCACACUGGAGAGAAACCUUAUGUGUGUGAACAUGAAGGCUGCAACAAGGCCUUUUCCAACGCAUCAGAUCGGGCAAAACAUCAGAAUCGCACACACUCAAAUGAGAAACCGUAUGUGUGUAAAAUCCCAGGCUGCACGAAACGCUACACGGACCCAAGCUCCUUACGCAAGCACGUGAAGACGGUGCACGGUCCAGAGGCGCACGUUACCAAGAAGCAGCGUGGAGAUUACCCACGCCCUCCGCCUCAACCUCGGGAGCCUGGGAGCAAUGGUCAGGGCCGGUCGCCAGGGCAACUGCCCCUGGGUGGGUAUACGGACCAAAGGGAGUACAACCAUGCUACCUCAAAACAGGACGAAUGUCUGCAGGUCAAGUCCAUCAAGACAGAGAAGCCCAUGACGUCUCAGCCAAGCCCUGGCGGUCAGUCUACAUGCAGCAGUGACCAGUCCCCAAUCAGCUUCUAUCCCAGCAGUGGAGUCCAGCUUGCUGUGAGCGCCGGACGCUCGCCAGGGGAGGGGCUGGAGGAGAACGAGGAGAAAGAGGAAAAUGACGAGGAGGCCGACGAGGAGUGUGAGGGUGAGCCAGCCCCCAUCAUGGACUCCACUGUCUCCACGGCAACCACGGCCAUGCUGACCCUGCAGGCGAGGCGAAGUGUUGGCCGCCCUCUGCGCUGGAUGGAGCACAUCAAGAUGGAGAGGUUGAAGCAGGUGAAUGGAGCACUGCCCAGACUGGGGCCCCUGUCCCCUACACCGCCCCCAAAAGCUUCCACACUACCCAACAUCCUGGGGAAGGGAUCCUGUCUGGGCAGGCAGUGGGGGGUGUCUGCUCCUCAGCCACCUGUUCAUGCUGAGCUGAGCAGCACAGAGCUAACAGUGCUUAAUCUGCUCCGAGACCGGCGUGACAGCAGUGGCAGCGCCACCAGUUCAGCCUACCUGAGCAGCAGUCGGCGCUCCUCAGGCAUCUCCCCCUGCUUCUCCAGUCGACGCUCCAGCCAGGCUUCCCAGAGUGAGGGUACGAUGGCAGCCUCCCACCACCGCCGCCUCCACAACCUUAGCUCCACCGACUCUUAUGACCCUAUAUCUACCGAUGCCUCCCGCCGGUCCAGCGAGGCAAGCCACUAUGGAGGUGGCACAGGAGGAGGGGGUGGAGGGAUACUCUCAGGUGGGGGCUGUGGUGGUGUAGGGGGAGUCAGUAUAGGAGGAGGAGGGGGGUCACGAGGGAUGCUCAAUUUAACCCCAGCGCAACACUACCACCUGAAAGCCAAGUACGCAGCAGCAACUGGCGGCCCACCUCCCACACCUCUACCCAACAUGGAGCGCAUGAGCUUGAAGACUCGCAUGGCCAUGAUGGAUGAGGGCGGUAGCAACCACUCUUUGCCACCUCUAGUCAGGCCACAUCGCUGCAGUGAUAGCACCAACGGGUACACCAAUGGGUAUAUGGGGCAUGCAGGUUAUAGGAGGAGGGUCCUCUACCCUGGUGAGGGACCACUGAAUGGCAACCGGAGGGCCAGUGAUCCAAUUCGGACACAGGCUUCUGAUAUGUGCAGUCUGCCUCCAGUGCAACGCUUCAACAGCCUUAACAACCUCCACCCUCUUCCACCUCUGUCUCAUCAGUCUACACCUGAAACUCGCAACUUUAGCUUACAGAACUAUACACGCUCAGAGGGCAACCUGCAGAGAGGCUUGCAGCACUCACCAUACACCCCUAGCAUCGCAGAACAUGCAGCCUUAGAAGCCCUGGCCAUGGAGGAUGAUGGGGAGGCUUGCCUGUUGCUUGGGGAUGAGGAUAUGCUACCAGAUGACCUGGUGCAGUAUCUCCACUCCCAGGUUCAGGUGGAUGGUGGCUCCUACAUGCACAUUGAGGACCAAUUAGCAUCCAGCCAAAGGGACACCUCCAUUCCAUCAAUGGAGGAAAUAGACCAGAUCCAGACUUCAGGGUUGAAUAUGGCCUUCCCUGGGUCCCACAGUCACCAGAACAACCCGAUGGGAGAGCGGAAGAGCCCUAGUAAGCUUCCCAUCCAGUGGAAUGAAGUGAGCUCGGGGAGUGCUGACAGGUCUCCUCAGAGGGAACUAAACCACCAGCCACAGUGUGGAAGGUGGUCGAGCUCAGAACAUGGACCUGUAUCUGCACCUUUUGGCAGGUUUGGAAACAUGAUGGUUCAGCAACAAGUGCCCCAUGAUUUCCAGAACAGUUGUGCCCAGGCUAAUCAGUCUCAAAGUGCUUGCUGUGUCAACCCUGCAGUGAAGCUAGAAACAUCGCCUAACUCCUGCAUGGAGAUGAGAGGUACUGGUCACAACUCUACAAACGUCUUCGGAAGGUUGAACUUCUCACAGGUCAUUGAUGGGCCUCUUCCGCAGGGCUUCAAACAGAUGGCCUCCAAUGGACCUCAAAAACAGAGCCACUUCCAGAAGAACCACAACAGUAGCACCUCUUGCCAGGUUGGGAACAACCUACUUCUUAGCAGGGUCUCUAUGGACAGCCUACCCAGCCUCUCCCAGGGAACUGCUCUUCAUCACAAUCGGCAGGUCCAUGCCCCUCGUCCACCAAUCAACAGUUACAGGAACUUAGUCAGGACCCAGCAGUACCUCAAUCCCGAGAACUCCAGUGAAAUCCAGGCUAGUCUCAACCAGCAGCAACAACUGCAGAGAAGUGGGGACCAAUGUUCCCUUGCGCAUCAGGUAUCUGGGCUGAAACUGGAGGCCCCAGACCAUGGAUACUUAGAGCAGGGCUUCAGUGACUGCCUCACUUAUGAACCAGCAGAUCACAAGGCCUCCGCGUUUCCUGUCCUGGAGGACCAGUGCUUACUGGACUCCAUGGCUGAGUCUGUGGGACAAGGUGGUGGCGGUGGCAGUGAGAACUCGGUUGCCCUUCUUUCCCCUGGAGCAGACCAGGUGACCAGCACAGUGGACGGCAGUGUGCCUGUUGUAUUAGAUGAGGGGGUCAGUCUGGACUUUGGUGUCAUGCUGGAGGAUGGCUUCGACCAGGGUAGCCUGGUCUCAGGGGUGUUGAGUCCUUCCAUCUUCCAGGGUCUGUCCAGGACCUCAUCACGCCUGACCACCCCUCGAGCAUCCGCGGCCUUCCACAGUGUGGCACCUGGCCUGAACAACAUGGCGAUCGGAGACAUGAGCUCUCUCCUCACCACACUUGCUGAGGAGAGCAAGUUCCUGGCUAUCAUGCAGUAGCUGCUCUCUCUCUCUCAGCUUUCUCCUCCCUUAGGAAAAAAGGAAAAAAGGAAGAGGAAAAACUCUGGUGUUUAGCAGAGGAAAUGGGGAGUAUCCUGGGGCCAAUAAAGAAUUGACUUUGAGAGCAGGGAUUCCCAGGCCCUGGGUAGAGGCCAGACAGAUCUGGCUCGGAGCGGAGCUUCACGGGCCCGGCGCACUGCCCCUCCGCCAGAAGAGCCACUUUGCUCUUUUAUAACUGACUACAAAUGUUUGUAUGGUUUUAAUAAAAAUGGAAAUUAUA
Molecule: messenger RNA, 6045 nt
Organism: Acanthopagrus latus (yellowfin seabream)
Lineage: Eukaryota; Metazoa; Chordata; Actinopteri; Spariformes; Sparidae
Gene: gli3
Product: GLI family zinc finger 3
Exons: 16
Coding region: 846-5765 (1639 amino acids)
Biological process (GO): regulation of transcription by RNA polymerase II; smoothened signaling pathway
Cellular component (GO): nucleus
Molecular function (GO): RNA polymerase II cis-regulatory region sequence-specific DNA binding; DNA-binding transcription factor activity, RNA polymerase II-specific
Source: RefSeq, a predicted model, not a curated record